Molecule: messenger RNA, 1245 nt
Organism: Didymosphaeria variabile
Lineage: Eukaryota; Fungi; Ascomycota; Dothideomycetes; Pleosporales; Didymosphaeriaceae
Exons: 3
Coding region: 1-1245 (414 amino acids)
Biological process (GO): transmembrane transport
Cellular component (GO): fungal-type vacuole membrane
Molecular function (GO): transmembrane transporter activity
Source: RefSeq, a predicted model, not a curated record
AUGACGGGACAACAAGAACUCGCACAGCAAAGCUCUCCUGAGGCAGGGCGAUUGGAACUUUUCGAUGAUGUUGACGAUAUCGAGGACUACCCAGACGGAGGAGGAGAGGCAUGGACAGUCGUAUUUGGAGCUUGGUGUGCUAUGAUACCAUCCAUGGGACUUCUCAACACUGUUGGUGUACUCCAGGCUUGGGUGUGGACGCACCAGUUGCGCGACUAUACGGAGUUCGACAUUGGAUGGAUCUUUGGCUUAUAUGGUUUCUUCCUCUACGUCACUGGUGCACAAGUUGGACCUAUAUUCGACGCACACGACGUACGACUGACCAUCGUUCCUUCAGAGUACUACCAGUUCCUUCUCACUUUCGGUGUGCUCGGUGGUCUCUCUGCUUCAUGCCAAUUUACACCUGCGAUAGCGACAAUCGGCCACUGGUUUUCCAAGCGCCGCGCCCUAGCCACGGGCAUUGCUUGUACUGCAGGCGGCACUGGCGGCAUUAUAUUCCCACUGAUAAUUUUAUACGCUGCACCAGUGAUCGGUUAUGGCUGGGCGAUCCGGAUUGUGGGUUUCAUAUGCCUCAUAGCAGGCGUCCUAGCUUGUUGGCUCCUUCGCAAAAGAUUGCCUCACAACAAGAAGGCUGGCGCGUCGAUUGACUUGAAGGCUUUGAAAGACAGGAACUAUGCCCUCACCACACUGGCAGUGUGGCUCGUUGAAUUCGCCGUUUUCAUCCCAUACACGUACAUUUCUUCGUACGCCAUCUACCAGGGAGUCGAGCCUCAGCACGCCUAUCGCCUUUCUGCACUACUCAAUGCUGGCGCAAUACCAGGUCGCGCACUUCCAGGCUACGUAGCGGACCGCUUUGGCUACUUCAACGUCAUGUGUAUCACUUCUUUCACAUGCGCGACCUUCAUCUUUGCGCUUUGGCUCACGUCCGGCGCAAGUGAGGCUGCUAUAACAGCCUUUGCUGUGAUUUUUGGCUUCUGGUCUGGGGCGGCAAUAAGUCUGACGCCGGUUUGCAUUGGACAGGUCUGCAAGACGGAGGAUUAUGGCAAGAGGAGUGGUACGACAUUCUCGAUUUCCAGCCUCGCCGUGCUUGUUAGCAUUCCUAUCGCAGGUGCGAUCGUAAACGCUAGCGGUGGUGCGUUCACUGGGUUGAUUGUGUUUGCUGGAGCCUCUUACAUGGCAGCAUUUCUUGCGUUCCUGUUGACAAGGAUUGUGGCAGCAGGGUGGAGCUGGCGGAUACAGUUCUAG